AUGGAACGCACGCUGCUACAGUGCAACAUCUUUCAAGAAAUUUCCUCUGCAGCUUCCUCCCCGUCUCGCGGCGUCACUGUUCAUCUCGUCCAAUCACACAUCGACUCCAUCGCCGCUGCAGCCAAUAAGAGCGCUCGGCCCACCACCAGUGCCACUACUACUAGUAGCAGUAGUAGCAGCAACAACGCUAGGCACUCUCCCUUUCCUCCCUCCUCACCUCGCUUCACCACCCCUUCUCGCAUCACCACCACUGCCACCACUGCCACCGCCACCAACCCUCCAAGCACCACCACAGCCACAAAACCCUCCUCCUCCAUUCCCCAACGCCCCUCCUCCCCCGCUCUCCGCUCCUCCUCCCCCCCUCUCCGCUCCUCCUCCCCUACCCGCCGUCGCUCCCCCUCCCCCUCCUCCCGUCGCUCCUCCUCCCCCUUCCGCUCCCCCGCCCUGCUCCCCUCCCCCCAACCCCCCGGCUUGCCCUUUCCUGACCCGUAUGGGCUAGGUCCGGGCAUGGGGUGUGAUAUUAUCCCCAUGGGCCAAUCAGAAGACGGUGCUGACGAGGAUGAUGAUUACUCGGGAGCGUUCGACCAAUCAGAGGGUCGGGGGGUGUUUGGUGGUGUGGGGGAGAGGGAAGGUGAAAGGGAAGGAGAAGACGCAGUGGGAGGAAAAGGGGAGGAGGAAGGAGAGGAGGGAGGAGAGGAGGAUGAAGAGGAGGAGGAUGGAGCAAUAUUGGCACUGGAAAAGUUGAGAAGUGUAUUGGGAGGGGGCAUGACUGUGGGCGUGGGCAUGGGUACAGGCACAGGGUUGGGCCAACACAAAACCGAUUCGCCAGAGACAGAUGUGCCAGUGUCUGUUCCUCUCGAACCGUCCUCUACCCCUCCCAACCAGUCCCUCCCUCCUCCUCCUCUCGCCAUUCCCACUCAGAUACCCCCUCAACUGCCGGCACAGACACACUCACAGACGCCCACACGGGUAGCACAGACAGCAGCACAGACAGCAGCACAGACAGCAGCACAGACAGCAGCACAGACAGCAGCACAGACAGCAGCACAGACAGCAGCACAGACAGCAGCACAGACAGCAGCACAGACAGCAGCACAGACAGCAGCACAGACAGCAGCACAGACAGCAGCACAGACAGCAGCACAGACAGCAGCACAGACAGCAGCACAGACAGCAGCACAGACAGCAGCACAGACAGCAGCACAGACAGCAGCACAGACAGCAGCACAGACAGCAGCACAGACAGCAGCACAGACAGCAGCACAGACAGCAGCACAGACAGCAGCACAGACAGCAGCACAGACAGCAGCACAGACAGCAGCACAGACAGCAGCACAGACAGCAGCACAGACAGCAGCACAGACAGCAGCACAGACAGCAGCACAGACAGCAGCACAGACAGCAGCACAGACAGCAGCACAGACAGCAGCACAGACAGCAGCACAGACAGCAGCACAGACAGCAGCACAGACAGCAGCACAGACAGCAGCACAGACAGCAGCACAGACAGCAGCACAGACAGCAGCACAGACAGCAGCACAGACAGCAGCACAGACAGCAGCACAGACAGCAGCACAGACAGCAGCACAGACAGCAGCACAGACAGCAGCACAGACAGCAGCACAGACAGCAGCACAGACAGCAGCACAGACAGCAGCACAGACAGCAGCACAGACAGCAGCACAGACAGCAGCACAGACAGCAGCACAGACAGCAGCACAGACAGCAGCACAGACAGCAGCACAGACAGCAGCACAGACAGCAGCACAGACAGCAGCACAGACAGCAGCACAGACAGCAGCACAGACAGCAGCACAGACAGCAGCACAGACAGCAGCACAGACAGCAGCACAGACAGCAGCACAGACAGCAGCACAGACAGCAGCACAGACAGCAGCACAGACAGCAGCACAGACAGCAGCACAGACAGCAGCACAGACAGCAGCACAGACAGCAGCACAGACAGCAGCACAGACAGCAGCACAGACAGCAGCACAGACAGCAGCACAGACAGCAGCACAGACAGCAGCACAGACAGCAGCACAGACAGCAGCACAGACAGCAGCACAGACAGCAGCACAGACAGCAGCACAGACAGCAGCACAGACAGCAGCACAGACAGCAGCACAGACAGCAGCACAGACAGCAGCACAGACAGCAGCACAGACAGCAGCACAGACAGCAGCACAGACAGCAGCACAGACAGCAGCACAGACAGCAGCACAGACAGCAGCACAGACAGCAGCACAGACAGCAGCACAGACAGCAGCACAGACAGCAGCACAGACAGCAGCACAGACAGCAGCACAGACAGCAGCACAGACAGCAUCACAUACAGCAGCACAGACAGCAUCACAUACAGCAGCACAGACAGCAUCACAUACAGCAGCACAGACAGCAGCACAGGCGCUAGCGCAAGCAGCGCCCAUGUGGGGCCCGCAGGGGCUGCUGCACUUUGUGUUCCGCAGCGUGCCUCUGCGCCAGUUUGUCAUGGCGGAAUUCCCUUUAGCUCUCAGUGACAGGCGGCAGCAGAAGACGUGA
Molecule: messenger RNA, 2541 nt
Organism: Closterium sp. Yama58-4
Lineage: Eukaryota; Viridiplantae; Streptophyta; Zygnematophyceae; Desmidiales; Closteriaceae
Source: the annotation of a GenBank genome assembly